AUGGUUUAUUCUAUUUCAUUAGUCAUAUUAUUUUUAUUGUCGAUGAGAAUUGGUUCGAUAGUUGCUCAACCAACAAUACUUUCAUGUACAGAUAUCAACUUUACAUCGAUUAGUUUAAUCAACGGAACAAUACUUCAAAAUUAUAAUAUCGACAUACAAGAUUAUAUAUUUGAUUUGUUAAAAUGUUCUGGAAAUGAUUAUUAUAUCAUGAAGACUCAAAGUGCUGCACCACAUCCUGGUCAUUACAAUAUUUCAAUUCUCAAUUCUGAAACAGGUACUCUAACAACCAAAGCAAGUUUCUAUUUACCUGAGAAUCCAUUGAUUGUUCGCCAAUACAAUAGUAUUGACCUUCAAAAUGGAUUGGCAUUUGCAACAUAUUGUCCUUUAAAUGUUUCAUAUCUAUUAAUUUUUGAUUUGAAUACUGAAACUAUUGAAACAAUAAUAUCAGAAAACAUUUGUGAAUUGUAUGCUUAUGGAGGAUAUGAUCCAGUGAAUCAAUUAUAUUAUCUAUAUGGUUAUCGAGCUCAAAAACUUCAAGCUUUAUCAUUUGGAGUAUAUUCAAUGAUCACCAAAAGUUUCACAUAUUAUAAGAUUCCAUAUGUGUUGCACUUUUUAUCAUAUGUUCAAUCAAUAUAUGUUUAUCAAUCAACUGUUUAUGUUGGUGUUGUUCAAAAUACAUAUUAUCAACUGAUCAAAGUUGAUUUUAAUACAAAGAAAGCACACAAUGUUUUUAAAGAGAAUUUUGUUGAUGACGAAGGAUUUGUUGGAUUUGUAUUAGAUGAUAAUGGAUAUUUUGUGAUUGUUGCACCUUAUGCAAACAAUUAUACGAUAUACACAAUCGAUCUUCAAACAGAACAAUUCACCAACCACACAAUUCCAAACCUUGUAACAAAAUUCCCAGAGAAUUUCUUGGAAAAUAUGUUUUGUGCUCAAUAA
Heterostelium album PN500 is the source of this 936-nucleotide messenger RNA. RefSeq lists its product as uncharacterized. The transcript is spliced from 3 exons. NCBI's taxonomy places the organism in Eukaryota, Evosea, Eumycetozoa, Acytosteliales, Acytosteliaceae. The record is from RefSeq and is a predicted model, not a curated record. Bases 1 to 936 code for a protein of 311 amino acids.